UAGUAGUGAGCUGCAAGUCACACAUUGCAGGAAUGGGCACAUCGGGCUUGCCUGUACCGGAUGCAAUCCACCCUUUACUCGAGCAAUUGCAGGAAGCUUUGGUUCUUGAAGUGAAAUAUCAACCUAACCUACAGUUACCUACUAUGUCACAAACCGAGGAAAUAACAAUCGGAGCUCGUGAUGGAUCGGCUCACGUGCUAAGAUGCUUGAAAGUAUGGUACGAUCUACCAUCCGACGUAUUUUUUGUUGCCAUCAAUUUGAUGGAUCGUUUCUUAACAAAGAUGAAAGCAAGACCAAAACAUAUGGCUUGCAUCAGUGUAUCCGCUUUUCACAUAGCUGCAGUUCAGUUGGCACAGUCUUUAGAUGCCGAUCACUUAGUUUCCAUUUCUCAGUGUAAAUGUACCGGUGGUGAUUUGAAACGUAUGUCGGAAGUGAUACAGAAUAAGUUGGAAUGGGCACCUGGUACGCAACCUAUUACAUCCUUAACUUUUCUUCGGUUAUUCAAUGCAAUGUUUCGUACCGUUGCAACUGAACUAGGAUCAGGAGAAGCGUAUACCAGUAUGAUCACAGAAUCAGAGCUUCUUCUGAGGUUAGAAAUGGUUGCUUGCGACGGUAAUUGUGCCAGCUUGAAGCCGUCAGAAGUGGCACUCGUUCUACUGUGCAUAUAUUUAGAUAAUGCUGUUAAUCGAUUGGAUACUAAUACAGACCACACCAUAUCUGUAACAGUUACUUCUAGCUCCUCUGCCAUCAAUACAUCUGUAACAACAACAAGAAAGCAUCAGAUGCUUAGAGUUUUAGAAUUUGCAGUGGAACUUCAGAAAUUAUGUAAGAUUUCAGAUACAAGUUUCUUUUCUACGCACGAAGCUGUGGGUGCUGUAUUAAGCAAAUAUAACGCCCAAGAACAAACUCCUCACAGACAAAGACUGAUAUGGAAAUUGUCAUCUCGUACAGCGCGUCUUCUACGUCCAACUGAUAAAUUCAUUUCUGUAUUACCUGUCAUCGCUGAACACGCUCCGGUUCCUUCACCGAGUAAAAUUAGAAAAAAUCGUAAGUUCGGUCGACGUCAUGGAAAUAAGAGGCGUUAAAUGAAAUGACAGUAUCGAGGCCUUAAAAUUAUUUUUAAGGUGCUGGAUCAGAAGUGAAAUAUUCGUCCAAGAUACCGGGCGAGAAAGAAAGUUCGACUUUAGUUCGAAGUUGAAAAAAGAAAUUUUUUUUUUUUACAAGUUAAAUAGAAAGUACAAAUGAUGAUGUAUUUACGUCGUAUGGCAAAAUGUCAGAUAUCUUCUAUAUCGUUCGUCGAAAAGUCAACAUGAAAAAAUUAUUCAUUAGUCGUAAUCCGAUAUAAUUUGCCUUUUUCGAAACGUGUUAAAGAUUACUUUAUUUCAAUUACAUCAUUAAUUUUAUGAAAAGAGACAAUGAUUUCUAUAAUCUCGAAUGUUCAACGUUCGCUAAGUAUUACCGCUAUAAAGCAUACGAGUGCUGUGUAACAUUCGUGAAAGAAAAAAAAAGGGGGAAAAAUAAAAGGGGGGGAAAAAAAAAAGGAUACGAAUCGAAACAGCAUAUUUUAGUACAUAUUAUCUUGAAAUUGAAAAGAGCAACAUAAUAUUUUAGUAAUAUCAAAAAUUAAUGUGAUACAAUGUCCAAUAUAAUUCGUGCAUUAUGAAUACGAACAUUAUCAUAAGUAUAUUCAUAUGUUCGCGAAACACGUUAACGAAGCGCGAAUAAAUUGAUUAUAUACGAGUAUGAAUAUAAGAUUAAAAAUUUAUUUAAAAAAGAAAUUAUAUAAAAUUAAUGAAAUCAAUUGAAUCGAUUGAAACGUUAAUAAUAAAUCUUACAAUGGUAAAAAAAGGUUGACAAAAUUGAAAGUUUGAUAUUUUGUCGCGAGACUGUAUUUAAAUAAUGAUGAUGUAUCGUUGAAGAAAAGACUAUAAAUUACUGUAAAUAGAGUAAAUUUCUGUUAAAUGUUUUAUUAAUACGUCAAUGAAGUAAAAAAUGUAAUAAUGCAUUUAUAGUAAACAAUUCGAGCUGCUUAACCUUUUGCACUCCAAUUGUGUUUCUCAAACAUUUUUUGCACAUUGUCUGUUUAUAUAGUCCCAUUUUGCUAAUUCGUUGUUGUAUAUGUAUAAAGCUUAUUUACCCUAUUGAAGGUAAUUUAUGAACGAUGACCAAAAGAAUCUCAAAACCAAAAAUCAACGGUUGCCUUUAAAAUGUGUAAAUCAUAUUUAAUAUGAUUCUGAAUCAGUUAGGAUUUAGGUAACGUUUUUACGAAGUGAUUAUAUUUAAAAAAAAAAAAUAUUUGAAAAAUAUGGCGUAUAUGUAUAUCGUUUAUAAAUACAAUUAAGAGCGCAAAGGGUUAGUGUAAUGUAACCGAGUGCAUUAAGCAAACUUCCUAAAAUGCAACACAAAAAACGUCAGCUGUGAAAGUAUAUUUACGUAUAAAAUUAAUUUAAGGCAUAUAGUAUUAUAGAAUUAAUUAUUAGUUUCACUGCCACAGUUUGUGAUAGGAUUUUUUACUAAUGUAGUUUUCAAAUGUGGCAGUUAUUCAAUGGCAGAAAAAUACUGAAAGGUAUUUGAAAAUUAAAUGUUUAUCUGCAAUAA
Messenger RNA from Osmia lignaria (orchard mason bee), 2598 nucleotides. It is a transcript of the gene CycG, whose product is annotated as cyclin G. NCBI's taxonomy places the organism in Eukaryota, Metazoa, Arthropoda, Insecta, Hymenoptera, Megachilidae. The record is from RefSeq and is a predicted model, not a curated record.